Lactuca virosa is the source of this 1544-nucleotide messenger RNA. NCBI's taxonomy places the organism in Eukaryota, Viridiplantae, Streptophyta, Magnoliopsida, Asterales, Asteraceae. The record is from the annotation of a GenBank genome assembly.
CACUUGCAAUAACCUCAAUGGCUCCUCCUAGCAAGGUUACACUUACACCCAUAUGUUUGCUAGUAUACGUAUGGUGUUUUGGGGUGUUUAUGACGUUAGCCUGGGGUUCAAAGGCUAGACAUUUCAAAUGGGAAGUCGAUUACAUGUACGCUGCACCCGAUUGCUUAGAAAACGUGGUCAUGGGCAUCAACGGUCAGUUCCCUGGCCCAACCAUCAAAGCUCGGGCCGGUGACACUGUUGUUGUCCAUCUUACAAACAAGCUCCAUACCGAGGGAGUCGUUAUUCAUUGGCAUGGUAUUCGACAGCUUGGAACACCAUGGGCUGAUGGAACUGCAUCCAUAUCACAAUGUGCCAUAAACCCGGGAGAGACAUUUGUGUACAGGUUCAAGGUUGAUAAGGCGGGUACAUACUUUUACCAUGGACAUUACGGGAUGCAAAGAUCAGCAGGAUUGUACGGAUUGUUGAUAGUGGACAUUGAGGAGGGAAAGAAGGAAAGUUUCCAUUAUGAUGGGGAGUUUAACUUGUUGUUAAGCGACUGGUGGCAUAAAGGUGCUCAUGAACAAGAGGUUGAUCUUUCGUCCAAUCCUAUGCGUUGGAUCGGUGAACCCCAGAGUUUGCUAAUAAAUGGAAGAGGACAAUAUAAUUGCACAUUAGCAGCAGCGCAUAAUAGCAAUGGCUCAAGUCUACCAGUGUGCAAAUUUAGAGGAAAUGAACAGUGCGCACCAAACAUCUUAAAUGUGGAGCCAAACAAGACAUAUAGGCUGAGAGUGGCCAGCACUACUGCUUUAGCUUCACUCAACCUUGCCAUUGGGAACCACAAGAUGGUGAUGAUGGAAGCAGACGGGAAUUACCUCCAACCAUUUUCGGUUAAUGACUUCGACAUAUACUCUGGGUCUUCACGACCUCCAACCAAUUACAAUCGUCGAAUCUUCCUCCUCAAUACCCAAAAUCGUAUCAAUGGUUAUACCAAAUGGGCCAUUAACAAUGUGUCACUAAACCUACCCUCAACCCCUUACUUAGGAUCAAUAAAACAUGGUUUGACUAGUGCCUUUGACCAAAAAAGUCCACCCGAGACCUUCGUUAACACAUAUGAUAUCACUAUGCCCCCAUCAAACCCCAAUGCGACAUAUGGGAGUGGUGUUUACAAGCUAGAAUUUGGCAAGACUAUUGAUGUGAUACUACAAAAUGCGAAUGCUCUAAAUGCGAAUGUGAGUGAGAUACACCCAUGGCACCUUCAUGGGCAUGACUUUUGGGUAUUAGGAUAUGGAGAGGGGAAAUUCUCCAAGAAAGAUGAAAAGAAACUCAACUUGCAAAACCCUCCAUUGAGAAAUACGGCAGUUAUAUUUCCUUAUGGAUGGACAGCGUUAAGAUUUGUUACUGAUAAUCCAGGUGUAUGGGCGUUUCAUUGUCAUAUAGAGCCUCAUUUGCAUAUGGGCAUGGGUGUGGUUUUUGCUUCAGGGGUUCAUCUAGUGGGGAAGAUACCAGACGAGGCUCUUUCUUGUGGUUUGACAGGUAAGCUGCUAAGAAGCAAUAACCACAAUUAA